Molecule: messenger RNA, 1347 nt
Organism: Caenorhabditis briggsae
Lineage: Eukaryota; Metazoa; Nematoda; Chromadorea; Rhabditida; Rhabditidae
Gene: Cbr-csn-6
Product: Protein CBR-CSN-6
Exons: 4
Coding region: 1-1347 (448 amino acids)
Cellular component (GO): COP9 signalosome
Molecular function (GO): protein binding; metallopeptidase activity
Source: RefSeq, a predicted model, not a curated record
AUGAUACUGAGUUCCCCGAGUGGUAGCUGCAGCACAAAAGUGCUUCUGCAUCCAUUGGUCAUCAUGCAAAUGUCGGAGCACUAUUCAAGAACUAAGGUCCAACAGGGAGCCAAUGUGAAGAAAGUUUAUGGAGCAGUUCUUGGAAAACAAAAUGGAAGACAAGUGGAAGCAGUCAACUCUUUUGUGUUGAAGGCGGAAACAGAAGAAAUGACCAAUCAAGCCACCUUCAGUGCCGAACACCUUCUUCUCAGGGCCGAACAAUACCUGGAAGUUUUCCCCGAGCUUCAAGUUAUCGGUCUGUAUUGCGCAGGAGAAGAUGAUGAGUUGACAAAUGAAGAGAAAAUUAUUCUUUCGAAGCUCACAACUUCUGUCCGUAACUCUGAAAAGGCGGGACAAAUUGACGCUACUCUUUUUCUGAAACUGAACUCUCUGACUGCUGGAACAACGCGUAAGCUGCCUCUUUUUGCUUUUGAAGCUGACGUAGCCGAUGCUGAGAAACAUAGGCAGAUUGAGUGGUUCCUCGUUUCUGAGGAUAGUGAGCGCGUGGGUGUCAAUCAUAUCGCAAAGCUUUCAACUAAACACGGAAAGGACGAAACAUCUGUUGGCCAGAAACAUAGAGAGGCUCAGGUUGCUGCCAUGAGCAUGCUCCAGAAUCGCGUUGACGUAAGUUUCUUGAUAGUUCACAUUAUCGCAAAAUGCGUGUUUCAGCUUAUCGUUGCUUAUCUGGAGAAGAUUCAAGACGGAACUCUCCAGCCAAAUUUCGACAUUCUGAAAGAAGCCAAUCUGCUUGCUCAGAAAUUGAAAACAAUUGAUCGAUAUUCAUUUGAAUUUAGCGAGCACUUCGAGAAAGAAGAAAAGACCAUGACUGUAUUCUCGUUGAUGCCUAAGUUGACAUCUCUUCUCGGCAACAUGCAGAGCAUGUGGACGAAAUUGGCAGCGCAGCGCGCAGAUCUUCUAUCUGACGAUGGAUUUCACGGAAAAUCGUCUAGUAGCCGCUGGGCUCACCCAUUGAAGUUCAAAUCACAGUAUAUUGGACGUCCGAUUCAAAUGGAGGAUGAUGAAUAUUUCGACGAGGAAGAUUUGGAAAAUGAGAUGAGUGGUCCUCGCAGAAAGAUUCACGCUGCUGACUCGCCAGCUGGUUUCAGAAGAAGACGUCCACCACCGAGAGCGGCAAUGAAUUCGUCUCGCAGUAACACUAGUGUCCUCGCUCCCACUGGAACAGAUGAAAUGGAGUUAUCCGGCCAUGAAGAGAAUGCUGGACCAUCGAGCAGAAACUAUAUCCCAGAUGCGCCAAGACCAUCUGCUUCGGGAAAUCACGAGUCCGAAGAUUCAAGCCAAGUUUCUUAA